Molecule: messenger RNA, 7124 nt
Organism: Pangasianodon hypophthalmus (striped catfish)
Lineage: Eukaryota; Metazoa; Chordata; Actinopteri; Siluriformes; Pangasiidae
Gene: cngb1a
Product: cyclic nucleotide gated channel subunit beta 1a
Exons: 38
Coding region: 190-4650 (1486 amino acids)
Biological process (GO): retina homeostasis; monoatomic cation transmembrane transport
Cellular component (GO): photoreceptor outer segment; intracellular cyclic nucleotide activated cation channel complex; plasma membrane
Molecular function (GO): cGMP binding; protein-containing complex binding; intracellularly cAMP-activated cation channel activity
Source: RefSeq, a predicted model, not a curated record
UUCAGGUCUACAUUCCUCCUCCUUCUUUACUCUUUCCUGAAGGAACCUAAUCAUAACUAAUCCCAUUAUCUUAGCUUCAGUAUGGCUAAUCCUACCAUUCCUCCAAGUAUCUGUCCUCCAGCCACGUCUACAAUCUCUGGGAUGAGUGCCUACGCCUGAACAGCUAAGACGUGUGUUUUGAGCUGCAGGAUGUUUAGUUGGGUGGUGAAAGUUGUUCCUCAACCCCCAGAGAAGUCUGCAAAGCUAGAAGAGGAAGGCAAAGCCAAUACACCCCAAACAUCAGAACAAAAACCAGCAGUUAAAGAGCAGGAGGUGAAAAAAGCAGACAAUCCUGCUAAGCCAAAAGAGGAUGAAGUCUCGGCAGAAAACAGUGCUCAGGGUGGUGUAUUGAGCUGGAUCUCUCAGGGUUUGACCAGUGCCCUCCCCCAGCCUGCAGCUACACCUAAACCGGAGAGGGCAGACAGUGAUGCCAAGCAACAGGAGGAAAACAGCAACGGUAAAGCGAAUGAAGAGACAGGGGUGAUAAACUGGAUUGUGCAGGGAUUAGGCAAAGUGGUUCCACAACCUGAUGACAAGCACAAACAGCAGACAGAAUCCCAGGAAGUCACUGAGGUUCCCAAAGUGGUGCCAGAGGUAAAGGUGGAGCACGCUGAAAUUAAAGAGGUUAAAGUGGUUAAAGUGGAGCCUGAGCCUCCACCUCCAGUCCCUGCGGUGGAGGUGGUUCCUGAUGCAGAAUCUGAAGGAGACAAGAACUUAACUCCCAGGGUGAUGGAUUGGAUAAAGCAAAGUUUUGAGAAGGUGGUUCCACAGCCAGGACACUCUCCAUCUAUUACAGACACUGCAGAUAAAAAGGAACCUGUUACAGAUCCCGCACCUCAGCCUCCAAAGGCACCUGAACCCUCAGCAGCUGAGGACGCAACUAAGGGAACCAAUGUGGAGGAAGAAUCCAACGUGGUUGGCUGGAUUGUGCAGGGACUCGGUCGCAUUAUGCCACAGCCUGUUCUGAAACCAAAAGAGGACUCUUCGGAUACAGUUCAGAGCAUCUGCAUCCUGCAGGAGGACUUUGUACAGGAUGACAACCUGGUGCUGGAGGAGAACCUGGUGCUGGAGGAGAACCUGGUGCUGGAGGAGAACCUGGUAGUGGAGGAGAAUCUGGUGCUGGAGAGGGACAUGGUGCUGGAGGAGGUGGACUCAGACUUGGAGCAGCAGCAGGUGGAGCAAGGCUGUUUGCUCGAUGCUGAGCUGGAGAAACAGACCGAAGCUCAGAUGGAGGAUCAGAUUCGCCCCCUGCUGGAUGUCGUACACAACACCGCACCUAAUAUCUUGGUCACACAGCAGGAGGAUGCUGAGACACAAACAGAGCGCUGGACUCCUCUAAUAGAGAACAUUAGACGCGAGGCUGAGGAAGCCGCCUUGGUCUCCAUGCAAGAGAGGCUGGAGCGUGAGCGUCUGGAGGCGGCGAGGAUGGCGGAGGAGUUGGCACGCCAGGCUGCUGAACUGGCAGUGAGACAGCUGGAGGAGGAACACACUGUAAUCAGAGUCACAGAGCCAGAACGUCAGUCUGAACCAGACAACGGAGAGCAACUCUCCAACAUCCAAGAGGAAGAGAAUGAAGAUGAACCAGAGUGUCUGGUGGAUGUGUGCCCUGUUGAGGAGCUUGAAACACACAAAACUGAGAUUACACAGCAGAUUCCACAAAAGGAGGAGUCACCAGAGCCACUUCCUCAAAAGGAAUCUACUCCUGCAAGUCAACCUGAGAUGGGACACACCCCACCACUAGAGCCAGCUGUCCAGCCAGAACCUGAUGGAGAAGAUCAUGCAAGAGCAAAGAGCCCUUCACCUGUAGGGUAUUCAGUUGUUACAAGCCCUUCACCUGUAGUGUCUCCAGUUGUAACCACUCAGCCUGAAACAGCUGCUUCAGGUCCCUCUCCUCCAGUGGUUAUACAGGUAAUAAAACAAAUCACGCCAGAAAUGAGAGAGUGCUGUUUGAUCACUAGGGAUUGCUAUUCUGAAAGUAAGGAUUUCUAUUUUAAGGACUACUAUUCUGCCAAAUCAACUAGGGAUUGCAAGCGCUGGAUACUGUGCUUUCCUCACGCUUCUCAGUACCUCAGUAACUUCAACCACCUGCUGAAGAAAAGCAACUUUACCCCUCUCAAAUUGCCCUCCCUGCCGCAAGACCUGCUCCCACUGUACCAGGAGCUCUCGCAAAUCCCCAAACAGAUGGACAAGAUUGUCAAUAUUCAUUCAGAUCCUCGAUCUGGAGAUUUGGCUAUUGUUACCUCUUGGAUUUUUGACCACAGAGAUGCAAAGUGCCAGAGAGCACCUGUUUCUGAAAUGUUCUUUGAUGCAAUCUCAGAAUGUCCUCAUGUGAAUGUAGAGGAAGUCGAUGAUGGAUCCAUUCCUACUGUACCUCAAAUUGUUGAACCCCAGGAGUCGAACGGUGUCACCCUCACUGUUCCUGUUCCUGUGAUGGCCACCCAGAGGAGUGUUCCCCAACCAGAUGAACAAGUUGAAGAGAGUGAAAAGGAGAAAGAGGAAGAUCUGACCCCCCAGCGUGGCCUCCUCACUGUGGAGGAAGACGAUUCUGAGCGUCCUCUCUCUUCGGCCAGUCAGACAAGUGUUGUGGUUAACGAACGUCUGCAGGAGCUAAUCAAGCUGUUUAAGGAACGAACAGAACGAACUAAAGAGAGGCUGACUGACCCAGAUGAGUCUGAAGAAGAGAGUCCCUCAGCAACACCUACCAAAAAGGCUGCUGCUCCUCCGCCUCCUCCACCUCCUCCCCCUGAGGAGAAGAAAGAUGUUCCGUCUGGAGAUGAGAGUGAAGAAGAGCAGUUCCUGGAGUUCAUGGGCUACCAAGUCAAAGUGCCCAAGGUGCCCCCGAUGCCAGACUGGCUGAAAGCCAUCGUGGAGUAUCGUUUUCCUUCCAGCAUCGACCCUUACACUGAUAUGAUCUACGUGGUGUGGCUGUUUUUCGUGAUGUGUGCGUGGAACUAUAACGUGUGGCUGAUCCCGGUGCGUUGGGCUUUCCCGUAUCAAACUUCAGAGAACAUCCACCUGUGGCUGCUAGCUGACUACUUAUGUGACACCAUCUACAUCCUGGACAUUGUGGUCUUCCAGCCCAGGCUACAGUUCGUCCGCGGGGGAGAUAUAGUGUGUGAUAAAAAGGAUAUGAGAGAAAAUUACAUGAAAACAGAACGAUUUAAGAUGGACAUGAUCAGUCUUUUGCCCCUGGACGUUCUGUACUAUUUCACAGGCGUUAAAUCCAUUCUGCGCUUCCCACGUAUUUUAAAGUACAUGGCAUUCUUUGAAUUUAAUGAUCGUCUGGAGGCAGUGAUGAAAAAAGCCUACAUUUACAGAGUGAUCCGGACCACCGCAUACUUGCUCUACUCACUGCACUGCAACGCCUGUCUGUUCUACUGGGGCUCUGAUUAUGAAGGCCUCGGCUCCACGAAGUGGGUCUAUGAUGGCAGAGGCAACAGUUAUAUCCGCUGCUACUACUUUGCCGUAAAAACUCUGAUCACUAUCGGAGGUCUCCCAGAUCCCACGACAGUUUUUGAAAUCGUCUUUCAGCUGGUCAAUUACUUUGUGGGUGUGUUCGCUUUCUCGAUUAUGAUUGGUCAGAUGAGAGAUGUUGUAGGAGCAGCUACUGCAGGUCCGGCGUACUACAGGUCAUGUGUGGACAGCACAGUAAAGUACAUGACCGCCUAUGGCAUCCCACGUGAGGUUCAGAACAGAGUCAAGACUUGGUAUGACUAUACCUGGCAAUCACAAGGCAUGCUGGAUGAACAGGAGUUGCUCAUACAGCUGCCUGAUAAGAUGCGUCUGGACAUCGCUGUGGAUGUGAACUACAUCAUUGUCAGCAAAGUGGCCCUCUUCCAAGGUUGUGACAGACAGAUGAUAUUUGACAUGUUGAAGAGACUGAAGUCUGUGGUCUACCUCCCAGGAGACUAUGUGUGUAAGAAGGGUGAGAUUGGCAGGGAGAUGUACAUCAUCAAAGCUGGAGAGGUGCAGGUGGUUGGAGGCCCCGAUGGUAAAACUGUGUUCGUGACUUUGAGGGCUGGAUCUGUGUUUGGGGAAAUCAGCUUGCUGGCUGUGGGUGGAGGGAACAGGCGCACAGCUAAUGUGGUGGCACACGGCUUUGCUAAUCUCUUCAUCCUGGAUAAGAAGGACCUCUCUGAGAUCAUGGUGCACUACCCCGAGUCCCAGAAAAUACUGCGCAAGAAGGCCAAGAAGUUGCUAACGAAGGAUAAGAAGCCUCCGGAAGAGAAGGGUUCGGGUAAGGAAUCUGGUCAGGUGAUCCCAACACGUCCAGAGACUCCCAAACUGUUUAAGGCUGCUCUGGUGGUGGGCAAAGGAGAAACGUUCGCCAAACUGAAGGAGACCUACAAAGAGACUGGAGCCACACUACAGCCUGCUGGCAGCACAGCAGCACCCGUGCCCCCUCCCUCACCCGUUCACCGUCGCUCACCCAUCCAGCGCACAGUCACACAGGAUGAUGAUGAUGACAUGGUGGCACAGACCACGGACAGCACGGUGGUCAUCCGUAUGACCCCACACCAACAUGGAGAGGAGAUCCUAAGCGUUGAAAUGGCGGAGGAAGAAGAUGGAAAGGCUGAGAAGACAGAGCAAGAGGAGAAGAAAGAAGAAUAGAAGUUGCAAGAAAGGAGAAGUUAGGACAUGAGGCUGGAAAAUGAUCUGUUAUUAUCAUGCUUUUACUAUUAUGGGGAACUAUUCUAACUGAAUCCAAACCAAAGCAGUGUGUGCUAUUUAAUUACAAUUUGUGAUGCUUUUCUGCUUUAAAAUUAGACGAGCUUCAAAGGAAGGAGGCAUGAGUGUGUGAGUGAGUGUGUUAUAGAAGCUGAUUACUUUUUCCUACAAAAUACACUGCUCUGAUUUCAGGAAUGCGGCUUUGCCUGCAUUUAAACUGCCACUCUGUCUUCCAUUAAAGCCCUAGCUGUAUGUAAGCAAAUACACUGACAUACCUGCAUAUGAAUACACACAUUUUCUGACCUUUACAGCAAAGCGACAUAGAUGUCAUAGUUUUUUAAUUGUCUUCAUUGUAAUAUGACAAAUUGUUAGUGUAUUUAUGGCAGGUAUGCUACUCCAGCACAGACAGGAAGGUUACUGGAAGGUCAGUGUCUUUUAGCUUGGUACCAUUUUUUUAGUUCUGCCUAUCAGAUAAAUCAUAUAUACUAAAGUAAAUUGCAAGAUUUACACAUAACACAUUAUCUUAAUAGGGUCUUUUAUUUUGGUGGGUAAAACUCAUGACUCAGAAUUUCUGACCUCCAACUAGGAAAAACUAAAAACCCAACAAAACUAGAAAUUCCUACUCAUAAACUUGAUGGUGUCCUCAACCCUGAGUUCAGCAAGUGACAUCAAAUCAACAUGGCUGCUCACAGCAUCUACAGUAAACAAAGUAGCAUUUCUUUAAAUAAAUUAUGCUGUAUAUACAAGUAUUUUUUUUUAGAUCAAUCAACAUGCCGACAUAUUCACUUGUACUUUAUAACACUGACUAUACAGUUCACUAUUUUGAAGAGGAAAUUAUACAUCACUCAUCACAGUUAGCUGGCUAGCUUGUUGCUAACAAAAGACAGACAUGGAGUUAUCCAUGUUUCUUUUCAUCUUUGUAGAUUGAAAGCAAAGAGUUUGAAAGUAAUUCCGAGUUCUGUGUUCCCUCAUCCAAGGUAAGUCAAAUACAGCCUAAGUUGCACUAAAAUCUGCAAAAUUGUCUCCUGUCUCAAGAGAAAAAAGAUAUCAAGCUCCUCACUGGCUAACAUUAGGAUAUUCUAUACAAAAGACCAAGGCAAAAUUACAAAAUAAAAUACACUGUGUCCCAAAAGUCUCCAUAAAUAGGAGACUAUGUUUGCCAGCACCAUGUUGGUUGUGCCUUCGUCAGAGGAUGUUCGUGGACGUCCACUCCUCGGUUGGUCUGCAACACUUCCAGUCUUUUUGAAUUUGUUAAUAAGUUUGGCAACAGUGUCGUGUGUGAUGUAUGUGCCAUGUUUCCUGUUAAAUUCCAUUGCAACCUUUCGACAGCUUCCUGAUCCAGCCAUGAGAAUGAUUUCAAUAUGCUCUUCUUUUGUCAAAGGCAUUCUUAAAGAUUAUCUGAAUAUAAAUAUAUGAAACAUUUUGGAAGACCUUUUGCUAAAAUGUGUUUCCUAUGUAUGGAGACUUUUGGGAUACCCUGGUUAAACUAGUUGGGGGUUUUUGAAAGAGUCUCAGAAGUUUUAGAGGCAAUACAAAUUGUGCAUCAUUUGAAAAUCCUGGGAUAUUAAUGGAACAAUCAUUUUGUCUCUAAGCAGACAGAAUUUGGAAGGAAGGGGGCUGCAGGUAGAGCCAGCACAAUUGUAACCUUUUUUGAGUCAAAUUACUCAAUGUUGAUUUCAAUUACAGAUACUUCCUACAUAACACAAUGCAUAUGAUACGUGUUUUAUCAAGUGCAAGUUUCCCUAUAUCAUCACCAAGCACUAUACAUUUUCAGGGAAAGAUUUCCUUUUUUUGUUUGGUUUUUUUUUUUCUUUUUUUUAUAUAUAGAACCUUUGAUUACUAUGGUAUGAUAUAGUUUUACUAUGGUUUAACCAUAAUUCUAUUAACAUACACGCAAACAACAUCUUUAUGGUCUCUGCAUCAUUUGUGAAACAGUCUGAGACACUGUACAAUUACACAAGAUGCUGUACAAUUAUUACCACAGGGUGCACCCAUGCUUUCUCACAAUCUUGCAGGAGCAGCAUGAGCAAGCUGUGCUAAUAGUUAGUGUAGAGCUCUACAUGUGCACAGCUGCACAGGUUUCAGUAUUUGAACAUGUAAGGACAAAAAUAAUAAUGUUGGAAAAACAAACGUGUUGCAAUUGUGUUAAAAAUGUGCUGGCUCUCACCUACUCUGUAGAAAAUUCUUUUUUCUGUAAAAUACAAUGUGAGGUCUUGUUAGACAUUUUAUAUAUCAUGAACAGGAAAAGGAAGCAUUAAAAAGUAACACUGCCCCAUUAAGGGGGGUUUAAUUUACAUGCUAGUAACAUUAACCUGCCACAAAUAAUAGGUGUACUCUGAUUGAUUUUUGUAAGUUGCACUGAAAUCGAGCAAUUGCAGGAAUGUUGUAUGCACAAAAUAAAAAUACUACAGCUGUGA